AGACCUGCUUUGAAGCCUGUCAACCCCUCCACAGAGCACCUCUCCUGUUAGGAAUUGCUGUCCUGGAGAACAAUGGCUGGGAGCAGGGUGAGGGGCAGCCUUUGAUCACACCUGGCACGUGUCCAGACGGGGCCUGCUCGUGGGCACUGCUGGGUUUUAGCAUUUCUGAUCAUAUCACACUGCAGCACAGGAACUGUGCUUUGCUUGGAAUUGAUAAUGACAUCCUUAAUAAAAUCCAGAAGAAAAACAUUUGUGUGCACGAAGAGAAGGUGUACAGGGGCUCCUUUGAUACCACACUUCAGGGAUGUUGAACACGGCAGGUGGGAGUGGUGACUGGUGAGCUCUCCGGGAAGGUGUGUGACCCAGCGUGCUCCAGAAACACCCUGGCACUGAAGGCGUUGUUGGGAGGCGUUUGCCUUUCCACACUGUGGCAAGCUCAUGAAGAAACACGUGUGGGACUAUGUUUCAUGGGCAGACACGCCAGAAUAAGGAUGAUUGCUCAGCUGUUAACCACGGAAGAGUCUGUCUGUGAGGAUAUUCCUGUGCACAGAGGUGUCCCUGUUCCCUUACGAUGCACAUGCAUCACCCUGGGAAUCGCUGAAGCUGUUCUGUGCAGGAGGCAUUGCUGAGAUUCCCCUUGCAGCAAUGGACUUCGACAAACAAUCCGUGUGGGGAUCCCUGAAACAGAAGACCCGGCCGUUCCUGCAAAACCUGAGCGUGAGGAAGACGAAGAAGAGGUCUGGCAAAAUGCUGGAGAGGAAGGGCCACUCCUUGGACCGCUGUCUCAGCGUGUCAGUGCCUGACAUGCUGGAGGUGGACACUCUCAUGGAAGAAGAAGAAGAAGAAGAAACGACUUACUCGAGUGCUCAGGUGUUGUCAAGCUGCUCCCCCAAGAGCUUUUCUAGGUCUGUGGUGUCCCUGAAAAGCAGGAACGCUUCGGUGAAGGCAGUGGGAGAGGACUGGGUGUGGGCGUCACAGCAGAGGACACGGACAGAGGUGACAGUCACGCCCCCGGACACGCAAGCUGUGGGCAUUCAUCUGGUGUCCUCACGAGCAGCUGAGGCUGUGGGCAGCCCUGUGUCUGAGGGGAAGAAGAGGAAAUCCAGCGAGGACCUCUUUGACCUGCUGCAGAGCUCCCGGCUGAGCGCCGCGCUGAGCGACGAGGGGACAGAGUACCCGUGUGGAGACAUGGAUUUUGACUCUUCCCUAUCGUCUCAAAACUUUGACGACCAAAUGGCUCUGGAGGAAGCAAACGACUGCCUGAGUGAGCUGCCCAGCCCCUUUGCCUACCUGCUGACCAUCCACCUGAAGGAAGGCAGGAACCUGGUUAUCAGGGAUCGCUGUGGUACAAGUGACCCAUACGUGAAGUUUAAACUGAAUGGCAAAACUCUUUACAAAAGUAAGGUAGUCUACAAGAACCUCAACCCAGUUUGGGAUGAAACUGUUGUGCUGCCCAUACAGACCCUCGAUCAAAACCUCUGGAUCAAGGUGUAUGAUCGUGAUUUAACCUCUUCAGACUUCAUGGGUUCGGCAUCUGUGGCGCUCACUGAACUUGAACUCAAUAGAACUACUGAACAGGUUUUAAAACUGGAAGAUCCCAACAGUUUAGAAGAUGACAUGGGAGUGAUUGUAUUAAACUUGAGUCUAGCAGUCAAGCAAGGAGACUUCAAGAGAAAUAGAUGGUCAAGUCGAAAGAAAAGAACUUCAUCCAAGUCGAGUUUCACGCGGAACCUGCGGCUCUCGGAGUCCCUGCGCAAGAACCAGCUGUGGAACGGGCUGGUCACCAUCACCCUCUUGGAGGGCAAGAACAUGCCCAGAGGGGGCUUGGCAGAGAUUUUUAUUCUCCUCAAACUGGGGGAUCAAAGAUACAAGAGCAAGACACUGUGUAAGAGUGCAAAUCCUCAGUGGAGGGAACAGUUUGAUUUUCACUACUUCUCUGACAGGAAGGAUAUGUUGGACAUUGAGGUGUGGAGAAAGGAUAACAAAAAGCAUGAGGAGCUUUUGGGAACGUGCCACGUUGACAUUACUGCCCUGCCAACAAAGCAGACCACCUGCUUGGAGCUGCCUCUGGAGAAACACCCAGGGUCCCUGCUGAUGCUGAUUGCUGUUGCCCCAUGUACAGGAGUGUCUAUCUCUGAUCUGUGUGUCUGUCCCUUGGGAGACCCCAAUGAACGGCAGCAGAUUUCUCAGCGUUAUUGUAUAAAGAAUUCCUUUCGGGACAUGAAGGACGUUGGCUUCUUACAAGUCAAAGUUUUAAAAGCAGUGGACCUGAUGGCAGCAGAUUUUUCAGGCAAAAGUGAUCCUUUCUGUGUCUUGGAGCUGGGAAACGACAUGCUUCAAACCCACACCGUUUACAAGAACCUCAACCCAGAGUGGAACAAAGUUUUCACAUUCCCUAUUAAAGAUAUUCAUGAUGUUCUGGAGGUGACAGUGUUUGAUGAAGAUGGAGACAAACCCCCUGAUUUCCUUGGGAAAGUUGCCAUCCCUUUGCUGUCUAUUAGAAAUGGUAAACAAAGUUGUUACACACUGAAGAAUAAAGACUUGGAACGUGCUUCAAAAGGAGUAAUUUACUUGGAGCUGGAUGUCCUGUUUAAUCCUAUAAAAGCAAGUAUUAGAACAUUCAAGCCCCGAGAAAAACGCUUUACUGAGGAGAACCGCAAAUUUUCUAAAAAGAUCUUAUCAAGAAAUGUUGAUCGCGUGAAAAAAAUCACCAUGGCAAUAUGGAAUACAAUACAAUUCCUUUGGAGCUGCUUUCUCUGGGAGUCCACGGUGAAGAGCCUGAUAGCAUUUGUGGUGUUUGUGGUCACCGUCUGGACCGUGGAGCUGUACAUGGUGCCCCUGGCUUUGCUGGUGCUCUUUGCAUACAAUUUCUCCCUCGUCACAACAGGGAAGGUCAAUAAUGCCCAGGAUGCCCAGGAGCUUAUGGGCUUGGAUGAAGACGAGGAUGAAGAUGAUAAGGAAUCUGAGAAAAAGGGGCUGAUUGAGAGAAUCCACAUGGUCCAAGAGAUCAUCAUAGCUGUUCAAAGCAUCCUGGAAGAAAUAGCAUCGUUUGGAGAGAGGAUUAAAAACACAUUCAACUGGACGGUGCCUUUCCUCUCUGUCCUGGCUUGCUUGGUCCUGGCAGCAGCAACAGUUGUUUUGUAUUUUAUACCACUGAGGUACAUUGUUUUAAUCUGGGGCAUAAAUAAAUUUACUAAGAAGCUUAGAAAUCCCUAUGCCAUCGACAAUAAUGAGCUACUAGAUUUCCUCUCCAGGGUACCAUCUGAUGUUCAAAAGGUGCAGCAGGCUGAAUUGAAACCAUCCAGCAGCUCCAGCCCCAUCAGGAAGAAGCGGAGCGCGCUCUAGGAUGCAGCAGGGUUUGGGAAUGCAGCACCUCCCUCCCUGCACACACGUGCACACACUGCACCCCUCCCCUCCUUCUUGCUUCAGAACAACACUAGACUCACUGCCACGGACUUUCUCUUUCUUGGAAGAUGUGGUUUUUGAUAAACACCUAUCUUGGGUUUCUUUUCUGGGUUGUCUUUUUUGGCACGGAAUCCCAAAAAAGAGCAAGGUGAAACGUGAAUUUUUUUGUGGGAUGGGGAGGAGAAUGGGAGAGGAUGGUGCAACUGCACCUUUUAUUUUUCUUUUUUUAUUCCCCCUUUGAUUGCAGAUACAAGGCUGGAUGUGGCAGCACUCCCUGUGUUAUGUAGGAAGAGAUAAUUCUGCUUAGUGUAGCAGAUCAGCUGAGCUGAUGUGAGGAGAUGCUCUGAACCAGUUUUUAACAUAUCCAACAGAUUUACAUUAAGAUAUGAAAGCUAUUCUUCUCUGAGUUAAAUCACUGUGCCUAGAAAGGUUUAAGCUCUGAAUUAACGAGUCUUUGAUACCCAUCUUCUGUUCAAGCAGUGUACAUUUUAAAAAGUUUUUUAUCAUAAUUAGCAGAAAGAGCUAGGAGCUCCAACAGUAUCUCAAUAUUUCAUCCAGCACUUGUGGGUUUUCCUUUUUCCUUUUUUUUUUUUUUUUUUUUUUAAGCCCAGCCUGUGGUUAACUCUUUAUAUACUGGAAUCAUCUGAGAUCCAUUGCUGGCAAUGGAUGCGUGAAAACCUUAUGCCAUGAAAGGAUUAAGAGAAAAGGCUAACUCAGUGACCUGAAAAGACUCUGUUGGCUUGCCUUUUAUAAUUCCAUCUCAUCAGAUAUUUUCAGCAGAGCUGUUGUUUUCCUGUCUAAAUCCAGAGGGGUCAACACUACAGAUCCAAGAGGAAAAGAACACUUUGUAGCCUUAAAGAAACAAGUGCUUGUGCAAAAAGAGAGCACAUGCCCAAAGAAGUGGUUGUGCAAUAGUGUGCAGGCUUUGGCCCACUACUGAUGUCUUCUUGCAGUCUUUCCUGGUGGUUCACAAGGAGAGGACCCAAAAGUGAAGUCAAGUGGAAACAGCAGUGGAAAGACAGAAGAACGGACCCCAUUUUGUGUUCUGUGGAGAAUGUGAUUUAUUGCUUGCUUACCAGUCUUUUAGCAAAUGUGCAUUUGCUUUAUGUAUUUCAGAAAGCCAGCAUUAGGCAGGUUGUUUGAAUGGGGAAACUAAAACACAGAAUCAUGUGUAAAACCUGCUUGAUUUUAUUGAUACUGCAGCCCUCGGUCCUUUAGGUGCUGUGGGACAUUUUGGGAGUGAUUUGUCACCACAAGUCAUUGGCAGCACGAGAGCUGGAUUUGUUGCUUAGGAUUCCCAGGCAGGAAUUACCACCAGCAUUCCCUGGGGUAGUUGACAGUACAAAGAAAUGCAGAAAGUGAGAGAUAGGAUUCUUU
This is a messenger RNA of Motacilla alba alba, 4782 nucleotides long. It is a transcript of the gene MCTP2, whose product is annotated as multiple C2 and transmembrane domain containing 2. Gene Ontology annotation, cellular component: synaptic vesicle membrane. Bases 646 to 3345 code for a protein of 899 amino acids. Gene Ontology annotation, biological process: regulation of neurotransmitter secretion. The transcript has 26 exons. NCBI's taxonomy places the organism in Eukaryota, Metazoa, Chordata, Aves, Passeriformes, Motacillidae. The record is from RefSeq and is a predicted model, not a curated record. Gene Ontology annotation, molecular function: calcium ion binding.